This is a messenger RNA of Cajanus cajan (pigeon pea), 1018 nucleotides long. RefSeq names its product Chloroplast-targeted copper chaperone protein. The record is from RefSeq and is a predicted model, not a curated record. NCBI's taxonomy places the organism in Eukaryota, Viridiplantae, Streptophyta, Magnoliopsida, Fabales, Fabaceae. Gene Ontology annotation, molecular function: metal ion binding.
ACUACUUAAAAUAUCCAUUGCUUUCAACUUGUUCUCUCUUGUCUAUAAGUUUGCAACUGGCCACAAGCAAAAAACUUACAACUUACCAUAUUCAGUGAAGAAAAACCAUGAAAGGAAUUGAUUUGUUCUGUGCUUCCUCUGCUUCCACAGCAGUAACUUCUAGAAUGCACCAUCGUUCUAUGGUACACAGAAGAACCAAAAGCUACGACCAUGAAAGAAGGAAAAGCCAAGUUCAUGUCCCUUGUUCAUCCCAAUUGCCCAUCAACCCAAAGCCUUACUUCGAAAAGCACAGAAAGAGUUCAGCAGAUAAGCAUAACAGUGACAUGCGUAGAAAAAGUUCUGUUGAAGUUAACGACCUAUAUACUCAUCAUGCUAGUGUUGAUGGUUCAUCCACAAGAUAUCUCCUUGGUGAUGCUCCAUUCAUUGAGUGGGUAUCUGAAUCUAAUAAAAUCGCAGCAAUGGCUCCUUCUCAGCGUGAUGUCAAACACAAUCCUAUAGUUCGGUCCUCUUCUUCAACUCGCUCCAAGGACCAGGUUGUGGUUUUGAGGGUGUCGUUGCACUGCAAGGCUUGCGAAGGAAAAGUUAGAAAACAUAUUUCAAAAAUGGAAGGAGUGACAUCAUUUAGCAUAGACAUGGAGACAAAGAAAGUGACAAUCAUUGGAGACGUGACACCACUAGGAGUACUUGCGAGUGUAUCCAAGGUGAAGAAUGCACAGCUAUGGCCAUCUCCUACAUCAUCAUCUUCGAGGCCAACGUCUCCAUGGUCAACAUAAUUAGUUAUAAUUGACACAAUAUAUUAUAUUAAUUUCACCCCUCUUCCUUUUCUUUUUCUUGGCCUUUAUGUCUCUAGUUUGCAAUGGUUUGAUGCACCUUCGAAGGUGUGCGUGUUUGUUUGAUUAGAAAUUUGAUGACUUGUCAAGCACUCUAGCUUAAUGUGUGUCGUGUAAAUGAACAAUGGGUGUAAUUUUAUUUUGCUGUUUACUGAUUCUGCUCACUACUGAAGUAGUAGUUCUUACAA